Molecule: messenger RNA, 3456 nt
Organism: Saccostrea cuccullata (small rock oyster)
Lineage: Eukaryota; Metazoa; Mollusca; Bivalvia; Ostreida; Ostreidae
Product: NADPH oxidase 5-like
Exons: 15
Coding region: 81-2498 (805 amino acids)
Biological process (GO): superoxide anion generation; defense response
Cellular component (GO): NADPH oxidase complex; plasma membrane
Molecular function (GO): calcium ion binding; superoxide-generating NAD(P)H oxidase activity
Source: RefSeq, a predicted model, not a curated record
AAUUAUCGAAUUAUGUAUAUCUUGUCAGGAUUUUAAGGUCUUUUUCUACAGUCAGCUGGGGUGGUACACACUGAACACAUAUGGCUGAUAAGGAACAAUUAGUAAAGAAGAGCAAGGACGAAAAUGAUGAUUCCCAAGAUAUCAAAAUCGUUAUCAAUGAUGGUCAUGGAGGAACAGAAUUGGAGGAAGUUCCUGGCAUGUCAGGAGAGGGGAAACCUAAUGUAUCAUGUUCACAGGAUGAAAAAAAAUGGUUAGACUGUGUGGAAGAAAGGUUUACGAAAAAAGUUGACGAACAUGGCAGAAUCCAAUUUGAUGAUUUCCAAGAUGUUAUGGGGGUCAGAGAGUCCUUCUUCGCUGACCGCUUUUUCAGUCUGUUUGACACUGAUAAGAAGGGCAGUAUUGAGAUCAGCGUACUGAUGGACGGACUGCGGAACCUGACCAAUGGAUCGCCCGUCCAGAAACUCAAAUUCGUCUUUGAUGUCUAUGAUAUAGAUGGAUCUGGUGAAAUAGAACGCGAUGAGCUGAAGACGAUUCUUACCACGUGUAUGGAGGAAAGUUCUCUAUAUUUUGGGGAAGAACAUUUGAACGACCUAACAGACGCCAUGUUUGAAGCCGCGGGCAAAACCGGAAGUGACAGCAUCACGUUCCAAGAUUUGAGGAAGGCUCUAGAAAAACAUCCUAGCAUGACUGAGACCUUGACCUUGAGUGCGACUCAAUGGUUUGGAUCGGCAACGCCUGCGAAGAAAACAGAAAAGAGCUGGAGACACAAGUUCACCUGGAAGUACUUCCGGAACAAUUUGCGGAAGAUAAUGUUCGUGAUCAUUUUUAUCCUGAUUAAUAUCGCGAUCACUGUUUAUACCGUACUAGAGGUUCUGGAAAAGGCUUCUGAUGAUAUAGCCUUGACCAUCUUUAGAUUGGCUGCUGGAAUCUUUGGAAUGCUUCUAAACUUCAACUGCAUGCUUGUCCUGAUUUUGGUUCUCCGGAAGUGCCACACCCUGAUAAGAUCCACCCCUCUUGCUGCGAUACUUCCUCUAGAUCAACACAUUACUUUUCACAAAAUGGUCGGAGCUGUCAUUGGCGUAUGCGCCAUAUUCCAUUCUGCUGGAGCAAUUGGGACUGCGUAUAUAAAAUCUGAAAUGCCAACAAGUAAUAAUACCAUUGUGACAAUACUGUUUACUACGAAGAUACCAAUGGGCUUGAUUCCAGGAUCGACCUAUAUCACGGGAUGGGCUCUGUUGGCAGUUCUGACUGUUAUGAUCAUUUUCUCACUUCCGUUUGUUAGGAAAAGUGGUCACUUUGAGGUUUUCUACUGGACUCACAUGUUGUACAUACCGUUCUGGAUUCUCUUAAUUAUACAUGCACCGACCUUCUGGUACUACUUUAUCAUGCCCGGAGUGUUAUUUGUCAUCGAGAAGAUCAUUGGCUCCAAGCUGUUUAAGAGAGUCCAUUAUGGCCGAACCUUUAUCACAGAAGUUUGUCUUCUGCCUUCUGGGGUUUGUCAUUUGGUUAUUACUCGCCCUGAGAACUUCCAGUUUCAGCCUGGUGACUACAUUUUUAUACAAAUUCCGGAUAUUGCACAUUUUGAAUGGCAUCCGUUCACCAUAAGUAGUGCUCCGGAAAUGAAAGGUCACAUCUGGAUUCACGUACGGUCAUUAGGUCACUGGACUAAGCGCCUGUAUGAUUAUUUCUCUGCAUUGGACCCCAUAAAAGAAAAACCAGAUCCAAACGUGAUGAAACGAAGAACUCUAGCCAUCAGCCAGGCCAGAGCUUCCUGGUGGCCAAACAAACGACAAUCUCAAUACAGACCGAAGGAUAAGGAAGAGCUAAAAGCCGAGAAAAGAAUGGCACAAGUUAUGAAAAAGGUUCAAGUUAGGUGUUACAUUGACGGGCCGUACGGGACAGCCACAAGAGAAAUCUUUGAGACAGAACACGCUGUGUUGAUUGGAGCCGGUAUAGGGGUCACACCUAUGGCCUCCAUUCUACAGAGCGUCAUGUACAGAUACAAAGAAUCCAAGAGAACCUGUCCUAAAUGUCAUCACAGCUUUUAUGGUGUUAUACCCGAAUCGGCUAUGAACCUCAAGAAGGUGAAUUUUAUAUGGAUAAAUCGGGAUCAGAAAAGUUUCGAGUGGUUCGUAGGCCUCCUAAAUAAAAUCGAAAAAGAGCAAAUCGACGUAGCUUUCGAGAAAGGCAAGGAAAUGGAGAAAGUGAUUGACAUUCAGCUCUAUUUGACAGCUGCCAAGACGAAGAGUGACAUUAGAGGGGCGGGGCUUCAGAUGGCCCUCAGUAUAAUACAUAGAAGGGACAAGAAGGAUCUGAUCACAGGGCUAUCUACACGAACACAAGCUGGGCGCCCGAACUGGAACGAGAUAUUUGGGAAGAUUUCGGAGGAAAGGAAGGGAAACGUAAAGGUCUUUUUCUGCGGUCCUCCACAGCUUGGAGGAAUAGUGAAGAAGAAAUGCAUGACAUUUGGUUUCAAAUUUAGAAAAGAAAAUUUCUAAUACUACAGUACUUCUAUGGUUCUUGACGAUCAUGACUUAUACACUGUACAGUUAACUUCGGUAUUUCGAAUACGAAUAUCUCAAAUAUCAUGUAUAUGAAGUUCCAACUACUGUAAAUGUAUUUAGCGCGUACGAUAUUUGACUGAAAUUGAUUUUUGAAUGUGUUAGCGUAUAUUUGAUUUAGCGCAUUUCUCAAUGUUAUUAUUUAUAUAUGAGCAAGACAUUUAGCGUUGUACUUGAAUUAGCGGAAGUCCCUUUCCGUCAAAAGCGCUAAAAAGAAUACACAGCCAAAUGUAACACGUUUUCAGUAUCUAUUUCUUCAGUACUUUUCAUUUAAAAUGAAAUCCUUAAAUUCUUUCAUUUGGUAAUGAAAUUUAUAACGUAUAUCUUUGAAUUAUAAAGAAAAUUUUAUUACUUUAAAAACCUGUCAAUGAAACUACUAUAGUGAAUGAAAAUUCUAAUGAAUAGCUACUCGUUUCAUAUCUAUAAUGUCAAAUUAAUUAUUCUUUUCUUUUUCAAAUUGUUUUACCUUACCUUCAGAACUAUUUAUACAUGUAAUGGAAACAAUCUAAAUGUUCUCAAUUAUUUCCAUUUUAAUACGAACAACAGAAAUGUCCAUAACUUCCUCAAAUUAAUUUUUUUAACUUAGAUAUUCUGUUUUUGGAUACAGAAUCUUCUUUGUACGACUUUCUAAGGCUCCUCAAUGGUCCAAAUUUUAGGUCAUGAUCAAUGAUUAAUUUAUAGUUCAGGAUAUUUUAUAUAGUUCAAGAUAUUUUUGUAAGAAUGAACUUCAAGUUUGUUUGUUGGUGUAGGAUUUUAAUAGUGGGUGUGCAAUGAAACAUGUAUCUGUAUGUAUUAUAAACAUGCGGUUAUUUAUGCCUUUGCUUGUAGUUAUAACUAAUGCUAGAAAUGUAUAUUGCUUUAUCGAUAUUUGAAAAAUAAAUAUACUGCCAUUGUC